AUGGGGGGCACCUCUGCCACCCUCCAGCUCCACGCUCAGGGCAGCCUGCUGGGACAUUCCCAGCAGGAGAAAUCCCUGAUCCUCCUCAGGGCCUUUGCAGCAGCAGCAGCAGCUUCAUCUCAUCCCAGGCCGAAGGGCUAUUCCAAGAGCUGGGCCCCGUGGCAGGACCUGGGCCAGGUGGGAAGGGGACACACACCACCUGCCUGACACAGCUCCUCGCCCACAGGCUGCCCGUACGAGCCCAUCACCACCACCACCAUCACCACGGACCCCUUCUUGUUGCUGACUUACACCCCUGAGGAGUUCAACCUGUGCCUGAGCAGCGACACCUUGAUGGAAAACCUGGAGGCUCUGCUGGACCUGCCGUUCCCCGUGGAGUUCCACAAAGUCAUGAAAGAGAAGGUGGACCAGGCUUACCCGUCGGGGAUCCCGGAGGAGCAGCUGAGGCGCCUGGGACAGUUGGCCCGGUGGUACUCGGAGGAGGAGAUCAGCCGGUGGCCAGUGACCUCCAGUGACACACUGGAAGUCCUGCUCGACCCCUCGGGAGGGAAAUGGAAUGAUUCCCAGGUGCAGCAGCUGAUCACCAGGUACCUGACCCUGGGGGGCACCUUGACGGGGCCCUUGCUCCGGAAAAUCGGGGACAGACGCCUGUGCAACCUGCAGGAGGAGCAGAUGGAGCAAAUACCCGCCAAAGCAAUGGGGACUGCUGGGCAGUUAGACAUCUCUACAUGCUCCCAAAGCAAGAAGGAGCUUCUCUACAGGAAAGCCCAGGAGGCCUUUGCCAGCCUGGCUGGCACCCCCAGCGUGUAUUACUGCCGACUCCAGCCCUACCUGGGUGGAGCUCCAGCAGAGGACCUGAAAUACUUGGCCAGUGCUGGCGAGGCCAUAAACAUGGAUAUGGACACCUUCCUAUCCCUAAAUCCCAAGGAACUGCAGAAACUCAGUGUCACGGACGUGAAAAAUUUGCUGGGGGAAAACCUCUGGGAGCUGAAGGAAGCUGAGAACGAGCCCUUGGUGAUGGGCUGGGUGCAGAGACAGUCCCAGCGGGAACUGGACCGUGUCCUGGGAAUCGGCCUGCAGGGGGGGAUGGAGGAACCCACGGGGACAAGCACCCCUGCUCCCCCCACCACCACAGCCAGUGUCACCUCCACGGCCACCAGGCCCAUGCCCACCACCCUCCCCACUGUCCCCACUCCUGCUGCCACUACCACCCCCCUGGCCACCCAGUCAAGCACAGUCCCCCACCAGACCCCCACCCCGAGUGCUCUCAGCCCAACCUCUGUCCCAGUCCCUGCUGUCACCUCCAGGGCCACCACCAGCACCAGUGUUGGUCCUGCCCUGGGUGGUACCUCCCACAGCACCAGCUCCCCACUGGUGCCCGUGAGCACCCCAGUACCUGGGGGGACCACCCACCCUGCUCCUUCCCCCCACAGCACUGUCAUCCCCAGCACCCACAAUGCUGCCACCACAAACCCCCCUGCCCACAAGCCCACCCCACCUCCCAACUCCACCCUCUCCACCCAAAAGAGCAUCACCUCCUCCAUCCCUGAGGCCACCACAGUGCCCUGCCAGAGCAGUGCCCCUCCAGGAUUCCCCAACCCUUCCUCCACCACCACCAAACCAACCCCUGGAGCUGUGCCGGAGUCACCACAACCAACAUCCAACGGAUACAUCAACCUGCAGCCUCAGCCUGAGCCGGAUUCAGGACCCAGCCUGUGCUCCUGCCUCAGCCACGUGCUGGCUGUCACCGUGGGGACCUUGCUGCUGCAGGGGCUGCUCUGA
This is a messenger RNA of Empidonax traillii (willow flycatcher), 1782 nucleotides long. Its product is annotated as mesothelin-like protein. Lineage: Eukaryota; Metazoa; Chordata; Aves; Passeriformes; Tyrannidae. The transcript is spliced from 11 exons. Gene Ontology annotation, cellular component: cell surface. Gene Ontology annotation, biological process: cell-matrix adhesion. The record is from RefSeq and is a predicted model, not a curated record.